Molecule: messenger RNA, 4379 nt
Organism: Haliotis rufescens (red abalone)
Lineage: Eukaryota; Metazoa; Mollusca; Gastropoda; Lepetellida; Haliotidae
Product: translin-associated factor X-interacting protein 1-like
Exons: 15
Coding region: 117-2282 (721 amino acids)
Cellular component (GO): cytoplasm
Source: RefSeq, a predicted model, not a curated record
AUUCAAGAUGGCGCCGAGUAACAAUCGUCGAAGGUUGUGAUUUUCGAAGUAGGAUUCCUACGAAAACUUUCGUGUUUUGUAAACAAAAUGAUGACUGACACGGAAUAGCAAUUGAAAUGGCGGAAACUAAAUUUGCCUUGGCGAGACUGCCACCAUUAUCAGGUGGGAAAAUAGCCAGCAUAUCACCAAGAGCUACCAAUCGUUUUGAUGUGUUCGGUGGCCCCAGCUACAGAUUAGAAAACAAGGAUUAUCCACUUCCCCUGCCAAAAGCACUCAAGCCUUAUGUGGACACCAAGGCCGGAGAGCUGGACACAUGGCCAGCACAUGCCAGUGGUCAGGCACUGGCUGCAACAUCAGCCAUGCUGUCCAAGAACAAGAGCCUGGUGAUGCUCAGUGAGGAUGAGAGCGGCAAACCCAAGAUGAUCCCCAAGCCCCGAUUCCUGGAACAGCUGGAGAACUUUCUGAAGAAGGAGUUGAGAGCCCUUGGCGUCACAGAAGUCUUACCAAGUGAACUGAGGCUCCAGGCCCAUCGUGAAGUAUUUGAGUACUUGAUUGAAGACUUCAAGACAUAUCGCCACCUGUUGGCAGCCAUUAAGAACGAGUACGAGAUGAUGCUGGCAAGUCAGAGGCAGCAGAUCAGGGAGCUGGAACCACUUCGGCAAAUGUUGGUGACAGUGUCGGAGCAGUGUGACCAGAAAGUCAUGGCGCUCCGAGAAGAAGAGAAACAAGAGAUCAUCGAGCUGAAAGCACACAACACAGGACUGCAGAUGCAGAUCUCCUCCAUGAGGAACAAGCAGAAGGACCUCGAGGAACAGGUGGUCAGACUGCAGGACAAGCUGCAAGAAGAGUACCGCAAAUAUCGGGAUGAGUUUGAUGCUCGGAAACUGCUUGUGUCGGACAUCAAUGACCUCCGUUACCAGCAGGAGGACUAUCUUGUGUCUAAACAGAGCCUCCAGGAUGCACAGGAGGCCCAGGAAGACCCCGUCACACUUAAAAUAGCACUUAGGAAAGCUCGUGAGGAUGAGAAAAGUGCGACCCAGCGGCUGAAUGAGAUGGUAGCUAACUAUGGUGACGUGAUACCCCGACGAGACUUUGAGGCAUUAGAAGCUAAACAUAAGAAACUGGAGGAGGAGAGUGCAGUCUCAAAGGAUGACUUCAGGAAACUGCAGGUUGAGCAUGAGGCUCUGCUUGAUGUACAGAAGCAGGUGACACAGCAGAGAGAUGAGUUCUACCUGGAGCUGGAGACUCUCAAGAGGAGUUCCACACCUAGGCCGGACUGGGACCGAUGUGCCGACCACAUCAAUGGUGGCCUGGCACGAUGGAAGGAGAUGGCGGAGGGCAAGCGGAGCAAUGAGCUGGUGGACGUGUUGCUCACUGAGAUCGGGUCAGGUGGACUUGUCGACUCCGCUGGGGCAGACUUCUUCGAUUCAAAGGGCAGUGGUGCGGACAUUCCAGCCUACCUCAGGUCAGAUGGUCAGGUCCGCAACCGGCGUCUUGGCAAGAGAGACUGCUCACUCCUCAUCAAGGAUAUCUGGAGGGAAAAGGGCGCCCAUGAUGCCCAGAAAACUGAUGGAAAGCGUGAGAAUAUGGCAGAGUUCCUGCACAUGUACCUACAGCGUCGCUUCUCCCUGGAUACCAUGGUGAUGGAGUGGGGCUACAACCUGCAUGACGCCCUGCAGCGCUAUGCCAAUGAUGACAACAUUGGACUCUUCUGGGGGGUGCUCACAGGGGAGGUUGAUGAGGAGGUCUACCACAAGCAGCUGCUCCUCAUCCAGAAACUCAUCACAGCCCUCACCAAGAUGGACUCGGAGCAGGGCAACCAGGGCCAGCUGUCCCGGGAGGACUUCAGGGCGGGGCUGCAGGAGUUCUUCUCUGGCAUAGAGGAGGAAGCCGUGCUAGCCAUGGUGCAUGCCGCCGAGGUCGAGCUGGAUGCCAAGGAAUCACCUGAUUUGGAGUAUAAGAAUCUCUUCAUGGAGGAUGAUGAAGGUAGAACUGGUCCAUUCUUGGAUUCAGUUAAGAAAUGGCUGAAAGAUGAGCGCAAAGUUUAUGUAGAAGACAUCAAAGUGAAGCUGGAAGACACAGAUCCUGUGAGCCCUGAUGACCUCAAGAGAGCACUGAGCCUGGCUGACCCCGAGAUCACUAGUCAGCAGAUGGACUCAUAUCUGGCCUGGGCAUUCCGCGUCCCGCCAGAAACUGUCUACGACUGCAACCCUCUGGAACAAGCCACCAUCUUACAGAGACUGGAGAACGGCAACGUCUUCCGAGUCGGCCAGAAGAUGUAAUAAACCACAUUCCUGCAAGUUCUUUUAUAAUGUUCACCUGUUUUUAUGGCCCUAGAAGUUGGAGGUUUCCUUGAGUCUGUGACCCUUUCCUUGGAACCCAACAAUGUUCUUUGCUUCUGAAGCCAUAGUUACUUACUCAACAGAACAUAUAUUUGCCUGAGUCUUUGGCUAGAUGUUGAAGGCACGGACUGGUACCAUCUGUUUUACUGAAUGAAGUCACAAGAGGUUGAUCUCUAAGCUAAUUAUUACCCACGACAGUAUAUGAUAAGCACAGUCAUAUUGUUUUGGUAAAAGAUGCCAUACUUGAAGUUAACAGUUAAAAUAACCCUAUACAUGUUGAUGAGGAUGUUUUUAUCUGCAGCUUUAAUCUUUUCAGGUGAUAUUUUACUUGUGCCUUUAGACAAAAAUGUUGAACUGAAAUGAUCUAGCCAUGUGGUCCAGAUUUCUUCCUGUUUCCAAAGACGCCAUGUACUGGCUGUGAUGAUAUUGUACCAAUACUUUCUGCUCAUGAUGUUGAACUCCAAAGUGAACAUGAAGCUCAGUUUACACUAUUGGACAUUUUAAUGUAUUUUAGCGACUUUUACAAUAAUCCACUUCCAUUAAAUAAAUAUUGCAAGCUUUAAAUAUCUCCUCCAGCUUUUAUUGAUGGUAUACACUUUCUCUGUUUGUAUACUGAUUAUGAAUUAAGUAUUACAUAACCUAAAGUUCACAUGACUAUGUCCUUUGUGUUAUUUAGUAAUGUCAUUGCUCUAUCACCAAAGAUUCAGCAUUAUACCAGGGACUUCACUACUUUUGAAAGUCUUCACCAAAGUUACGUUGUAAUUCCUUCCCUUGUUGAUAUGUGAUAUUACUGCCAAAGAAGUGUAUAACAGACUUGUGUAUUUAUUAUGCUUUUAAAAGUGAGAUCCAUUUUCUGUCCAGUGACAUUUUGUAAAAUGUCUAAUUGAACAACAUGUAUGCUUUUAUUCUUGACCAAAGUCUGGGGUGUUAAUGGCUUUGUAAUAACGUUCCUAUAUCACUGCAAUAGGAGAUGGACGGAGGAGCCAAAGAAACUAUACUUCUCUGUUGGUGUUAUCAUAUUGAUUUUCGAUUGAAAAUAUCUUCAGUUAGCAAUAUCAUAUCCAAACUUAGUCAGCACUCAUAUAAUACUUCCAUAUUGUUUCAUUCUUUAUAACAUAAUUUGAUUUUAAACUUUUAAAAAUAUAUAAUGUUUUUUGUGUGUAUAGAACACAACUGAUAAUGGGUGUCUUGUCUUUGAAAAUCAAUAUAAAAAAUAAUUUCAGCUGAAAUUUACAAAAUUUCAAACAUGUAGGGUCAGUGGUAGCAAAUUCAUUUCGUACUCCAGUCUUCAUUGACUCAAUAUUCUUUUACACAAGAUUAUCCAGCCACAGAUUACUUUUUACAAACUGUAUAGGAAUGAGGGAGGGUUAAAUAGGCAUGGUCAAAUUAGCAACAGUUCUUUCAAUUUUGAAUCACAUAAAAAAUAAACUUGGUAUGCAUUCUUUUGCCUCUCUGUAUAUAUUAUCUAUGUGUAUAUGUACUGUGAUUGUGUAGUUUAUACUAUAUUUGUGGAAUCCUACUGACUGUUGGUGAAUGUGGUCAGUCCAUGUAGGGGCAGACUUCACCAUGUGAGUGUCAGAAUCCACUGUAGAAAUAAUGAGGGUAUGAGGGCACUUGGGAAACUAAUGAUAUAACAUAUUUGUUGAACUUAAUUGAGUACAGAAAAUACACCAUACAAAAUAUAAACAUAAUAUCUUCCGUGACAGCCGGGGUGGUGGGAUAACCUAGUGGUUAAAGCGUUUGCUUGUAACGCUGAAGACCUGGGUUCGAUUCCCCACAUGGGUACAAUUUGUGAAGCCCGCUGGUGUACCCCGCUGUGAUAUUGCUGGAAUGAUGCUAUGACACGGAAUGUGUGCUUCUUUGAAGACUGGCUUCUAAACAGGCUAUGUUGAAAGCUAGGACCCAGUGACAACAGUAUUAUAUCUUUUCCCCUGAAAUUGUUUGUUCGUUUUGGUGUCAGUGUUGUAAAUAUAUAUAUGUAUACUGUGAUCUAUGUAUUUAAAAACGAAGUUGGUAUGAAUAAAUAUGUUAAGUGUA